Molecule: messenger RNA, 1482 nt
Organism: Cyphellophora europaea CBS 101466
Lineage: Eukaryota; Fungi; Ascomycota; Eurotiomycetes; Chaetothyriales; Cyphellophoraceae
Exons: 1
Coding region: 1-1482 (493 amino acids)
Biological process (GO): protein N-linked glycosylation
Cellular component (GO): endoplasmic reticulum membrane
Molecular function (GO): dolichyl pyrophosphate Glc1Man9GlcNAc2 alpha-1,3-glucosyltransferase activity
Source: RefSeq, a predicted model, not a curated record
AUGCAGACUGCUGUUGUGGCGACGGCCUUGAAGAUUCUACUCUUUCCAGCAUACAAGUCAACCGAUUUCGAAGUUCAUCGCAAUUGGCUGGCUGUCACCCACUCGCGACCGGUAACUGAGUGGUACUAUGAAAAGACCUCCGAGUGGACAUUGGAUUAUCCCCCGGCCUUUGCCAUCUUCGAGUGGAUCAUGUCGUGGCCCGCAAGUGUGCUUGACGGGGCAAUGGUCGAUGUCAGUAAUCUUAAUUAUGCUUCCUGGGCGACUGUCGCCUUUCAACGAAGUACGGUGAUCAUAACCGAGCUACUACUUGUGUACGCUUUGCACGUAUAUGCUUCGACGGCAGUACCAUCAGCCAAAAAACAAGCUCACGCAGUAGCCCUGUCGAUACUGCUCUCACCUGGAUUUCUGAUUAUCGACCACAUACAUUUCCAGUACAACGGCUUUCUCUAUGGGUGGUUGAUCUUGUCUAUCACUCUGGCAAGAGAGCAAUCGACAAUGCUGGUCAGCGGCAUCUUGUUCGCCAUCCUUUUGUGUUUCAAGCACAUCUACCUUUAUCUGGCGCCGGCUUACUUUGUAUACCUGCUUCGUGUUUACUGCUUCGAUCCAAAGAACGUCUUUCAACCGCAAUUCCUCAAUAUCGUCAAAUUGGGUGUCAGCAUGGCGGUGGUAUUUGGGGCGGCUUUGGGGCCCUUCGCGUACUGGGGCCAGCUCGAGCAGCUCAAGAGUCGCCUAUUUCCAUUUUCGAGAGGACUCUGCCACGCCUAUUGGGCUCCGAAUGUCUGGGCUCUGUACUCUUUCGCAGACAGAGUGCUAAUAUUUCUCGCACCUUACCUCAAGCUUGACAUCAACCAAGAGGCAGUAAAAAGUGUCACUCGCGGCCUGGUCGGCGAUACAUCUUUUGCAGUUCUCCCGAACAUUACGCCACAACAGUGUUUUGGCCUGACCCUUGCCUUCCAGCUCGUGGCUUUGGCAAAAUUGUGGUCCAAGCCUACAUGGCACGCAUUCGUCGGGGCCGUCACGCUGUGUGGAUUUGCUUCUUUCCUCGUUGGGUGGCAUGUUCAUGAGAAAGCCAUCCUACUGGUUAUCAUUCCUUUCAGCCUCAUUGCACUCCAGGAUCGAUCUUACCUCUCAAGCUUUCGACCGCUUGCUGUGGCAGGACACGUUUCGCUUUUCCCGCUACUCUUUACAGUUCCCGAGUUUCCGAUCAAAAUUGUCUACACGCUAUUCUGGUUGAUGACGUUCUCCUACACUUUCAGCAGGCUGGCUCCUCCGCCUCCUACACCCAGGAGAUUCUUGCUCGAUCGCUUCACGCUGCUCUAUACUGCAAUUUCGAUACCACUUGUCGUCUAUUGCUCAUUGGUGCAUGGUAUGGUGUUUGGAGACAAGUACGAGUUCAUCCCUUUGAUGGCAAUAUCGACAUAUUCGGCAUUGGGAGUGCUUGCCUCGUGGGCUGGUCUGAACUUAUGCUAUUUAUCAGCUUGA